Molecule: messenger RNA, 1193 nt
Organism: Pyricularia grisea
Lineage: Eukaryota; Fungi; Ascomycota; Sordariomycetes; Magnaporthales; Pyriculariaceae
Exons: 2
Coding region: 246-890 (214 amino acids)
Source: RefSeq, a predicted model, not a curated record
UCUUGUUGGCCCGGUUCUGGUCCCUGCAGGCCAAUACAGGGUAUCACUGAUGGUGAGAUUCGGGGCAUCUCAAGCUGCAUGCCUCGAUCGGAUAUGAAUAUAAAUACAGUGCACCUCUGCUGUCUUGUUGUCAAUCAUUUCCUUAGAAAUCAGCCUCUCGAGCCCAACAUCCUCAGCAACGACAUCUCCAGCGCAAGCAACGUCCUUGAUCAAGCUUAAAUUCAACUCCAAAUCUUUCAAUCAAAAUGCGUUUCUUCGCUUUCCUCCUUCCCGCCCUGACUGCCGCCUCCCCCUUGAUCCCUACUCAGGAGUUAAAGGAUGGCCCUGACCCCAAGGAAAUCCAGAUCGUCAAUGCGAGCUUCUCUGGCAACGGCUGCCCCCAGGGAACUGUGGUGACCAGUAUCUCGCCUGACAAGACGAUAAUCACCUUUGGUUUCGAUCGCUUCCAGACUUAUAUUGGCCCCGGCUUCAACCCAACUGAGCGGACCAAGAACUGCCAGCUUCACCUGAACCUCAAGUACCCGGGUGGAUUCCAGUUCUCCGUUGUCGAGAGCACCUAUCACGGCUAUGCACAGCUCGACGAGGGCGUCACCGGCACCUUCUACUCGACCUACUACUUCUCGCAGGAUGCUCCAUCCACCACCACGACGCAGACUUCCAUCACGGGUGGAGGCAUCUGGGCCCAGGGACAGGUCUACACCAAGACCGACCAGGUCCCAACCACCUCGGUCGUCUACUCGCCCUGCGGCGCCAACGGGAUCCUCAACAUCAACAACCGCAUCAGCCUCACCAGCACCAAGUCAACCGCCAUCGGCAUCAUCUCGGACGACGACGCCACCGUCGCCUUUACCCAGCAGCUCAACCUCCAGUGGCAGACCUGCAGGAAGUAAACUCGAGCCGAAACCGCUUGAUGCUCGAGGUGCUCGAUCUUACUUCUCAAUUAUUCUGUGAAGGAAGGAAGCUUGACCCGGACCGACAGCGGUGGUGAGUGUUGCACGGGGGUAUUGUGGUGCGCGUUGCAGUGUGGUGAAAAGGCUACGUGCCCCUUGUGUUGGGAGAAUAUUUUUCUAUCUUCUUCUGUUCAUUUCCCAUAUCUUUUGUCGUGAUUCACUUCUUGUGUUUAUCGUUUUUUGCAUCUCGAUGUCGACAUCUCAUAUCUGCAUAAGUCAAUCAAGCCAAAAGAUUAUAAGCCG